AUGACGUCUCCCCGGGUCCCGCCGUCUCUUCCGGAGUUACCGGAGCGGAAUGAUGGAUACUGCGAGGUCCAAUACUGGGACCAGCGCUACCGGAACGCUGCCAACUCUGCUCCCUACGAGUGGUUCGGAGACUUCUCCUCCUUCCGUGCCCUUCUGGAGUCAGAGCUGCGACCAGAGGACCGGAUCCUCGUGCUAGGCUGUGGGAACAGUGCCCUGAGCUAUGAACUAUUCCUCGGAGGCUUCCCUGAUGUGACUAGUGUGGACUACUCAUCAGUAGUGGUGGCCGCCAUGAGGGCUCGCUAUGCCCAUGUGCCCAAGCUGCGCUGGGAGACCAUGGAUGUACGGGCACUGGACUUCCCCAGUGGUUCCUUCGACGUGGUGCUUGAGAAGGGCACACUAGAUGCCUUGCUGGCUGGGGAACGGGAUCCCUGGACGGUGUCCUCUGAAGGUGUCCACACUUUGGACCAGGUGCUAAGUGAGAUGGUGGAAUACAAACGGGCCACGCUUCAGGAUGAAGAUGCACCCGAGACCCCCAUAGAGGACGGCGUCUCUCCGGAUGCCUUGGAGGUGGGCUUCCGGAAAGGAACAAGACAUGUCUUAGGCUCACACACACAGAUUGAGCUGAUCUUGGCAGGUGUCUCUCUGUUGCUGGCUGCACUGCUUCUAGGCUGCCUUGUGGCCCUGGGGGUCCAGUAUCACAGAGACCCAUCCCACAGCACCUGCCUCACAGAAGCCUGCAUUCGAGUGGCUGGAAAAAUCUUGGAGUCCUUGGACCGUGGAGUAAGCCCCUGUGAAGACUUUUACCAGUUCUCCUGUGGGGGCUGGAUUCAGAAAAACCCCCUGCCAGAUGGGCGUUCUCGCUGGAACACCUUCAACAGUCUCUGGGACCAGAACCAGGCCAUACUGAAGCACCUGCUGGAAAACACUACCUUCAACUCGAGCAGUGAAGCUGAACGGAAGACUCAGCGCUUCUACCUGUCCUGCCUGCAUGUGGAACGCAUUGAGGAGCUGGGCGCUCAGCCACUGCGAGACCUCAUUGAAAAGAUUGGUGGGUGGAACAUUACGGGGCCCUGGGACAAAGGCAACUUCAUGGAUGUGCUGAAGUCAGUGGCAGGAACCUACAGAGCCACUCCCUUCUUUACUGUCUAUAUCAGUGCCGACUCCAAGAGCUCCAACAGCAAUGUUAUUCAGGUGGAUCAGUCUGGGCUCUUUCUGCCCUCUCGAGAUUACUAUCUAAACAAGACUGCCAAUGAGAAAGUGCUCACCGCCUACCUGAACUAUAUGGAGGAGCUAGGGGUGCUGCUGGGUGGACAGUCAGCCUCCACGCGGGAACAGAUGCAACAAGUGCUGGAGCUGGAGAUACAAUUAGCCAACAUCACCGUACCCCAGGACCAGCGCCGUGACGAGGAGAAGAUCUAUCAUAAGAUGAGCAUCGCUGAGCUGCAGGUCCUGGCGCCUUCCAUGAACUGGCUAGAGUUCCUGUCUUUCUUGCUGUCACCACUGGAACUCAGUGACUCGGAGCCUGUGGUGGUGUAUGGGAUGGAUUAUUUGCAGCAAGUGUCAGAGCUCAUCAACCACACAGAACCGAGUGUCCUGAACAAUUACCUAAUCUGGAACCUGGUGCAGAAAACAACCUCAAGCCUGGACCGGCGCUUUGAGUCUGCACAAGAGAAGCUGCUGGAGACCCUUUAUGGAACAAAGCAGUCCUGCAUGCCGAGGUGGCAGACCUGCAUCUCCAACACAGAUGACGCCCUUGGCUUUGCUCUGGGUUCCUUAUUUGUGAAGGCCACAUUUGACCGGCAAAGCAAGGAAAUUGCUGAGGGGAUGAUCAGUGAGAUCCGUACAGCCUUUGAGGAGGCCCUGGAACAGCUGGUGUGGAUGGAUGAGAAGACGCGCCUGGCAGCCAAAGAGAAAGCAGAUGCUAUCUAUGACAUGAUUGGCUUCCCGGACUUCAUCCUGGAACCCAAAGAGCUGGAUGAUAUUUAUGACGGGUAUGAAGUCUCUGAAGACUCCUUCUUCCAGAACAUGCUGAAUUUGUACAACCUCUCUGCUAAGGUUAUGGCUGACCAGCUCCGCAAGCCUCCCAGCCGGGACCAGUGGAGCAUGACCCCCCAGACAGUGAAUGCCUACUAUCUUCCAACCAAGAAUGAGAUUGUCUUCCCUGCUGGCAUCCUACAGGCCCCCUUCUAUGCUCGCAACCACCCCAAGGCCCUGAACUUUGGUGGCAUCGGUGUGGUGAUGGGCCAUGAGUUGACACAUGCCUUUGAUGACCAAGGACGUGAGUAUGACAAGGAAGGGAACCUGCGGCCUUGGUGGCAGAAUGAGUCCCUGGCGGCCUUCCGGAACCACACAGCCUGCAUGGAGGAGCAGUACAGUCAAUACCAGGUCAACGGCGAGAGGCUCAACGGCCGCCAGACAUUGGGGGAGAACAUCGCUGACAACGGGGGGCUUAAGGCUGCCUAUAAUGCUUACAAAGCGUGGCUGAGAAAGCACGGGGAGGAACAGCAGCUACCAGCCGUGGGGCUCACCAACCACCAGCUCUUCUUUGUGGGAUUUGCCCAGGUGUGGUGCUCGGUCCGCACACCAGAGAGCUCUCACGAGGGGCUGGUGACCGACCCCCACAGCCCUGCCCGCUUCCGCGUGUUGGGCUCUCUCUCCAACUCCCGUGACUUCCUGCGGCACUUCGGCUGCCCUGUCGGCUCCCCCAUGAACCCAGGGCAGCUGUGUGAGGUGUGGUAGACCUGGGUGGGGGAGAAAUGGUCAUCUGGCCCCGGGGUCUGAGGCAGCAGGCCUGGUGAGGCUGUUUGUUCUGGGACUAGGAGAAGGCAAAUGCAGGUUGGGCUGUGCCCAGCCCCUCCGCACUAUAGGUGACAUGAGCCCCAGUUCCUCCAACCACCACAUUGUGCCUCUGCUUUGGGGGUGUCCCUGCCUCCAGCAGAGCCCCCACUAUUCACUGUGACAUCCUUCCAUGUCACCUAGACUGGGUAUCUAUAUGAAGGAGACCUGGAAGUGGUGGUGGGGAGCUCACCAGCUUCCAUAGGAAAGAGCCCACCUCUUCUGGUGCCUGGCUCACUCAGCUUGGUGGCUAUGGGGCUUGCCGUGCCUGCCCGCUCUGACCACACAGAGCCUGGGUGGUGGGCCUCCCAGACAUCUCCCUCAGAAGAAGCUCGCUCAGUGCUCACUUGGGAGUGGACUCAGCUAACUAGAACCCCAGCUCAGGGGCAGCACCCCACCAUAUACCCCAUGCUGCUGCUUCCAAUACUGCUGCCACCCCUCACUGACAAACAAAUUGUGCUCAGUUCUUAGUGGAAGUCUGAGGGCCUAUAAAAACCACCCUUCUGCCUCCCUGCUUCCUGGGAUGCAUAGGGCAUGCUGGGACAAGUCUUGGGAUGACACAUGUUCCCUGGACCAACAAAGCAAGCAGAUAAAGCAGCAAGUGGGAAGGACAGAAUUUAUUUUCACAGGGAAGAGGGUGGACAGGGAGUGGUCAUGGCUUAUAGGACCCUUUGCCAAUAAAUAGACACGCAUC
Molecule: messenger RNA, 3529 nt
Organism: Chrysochloris asiatica (Cape golden mole)
Lineage: Eukaryota; Metazoa; Chordata; Mammalia; Afrosoricida; Chrysochloridae
Gene: ECE2
Product: endothelin converting enzyme 2
Exons: 20
Coding region: 1-2739 (912 amino acids)
Biological process (GO): protein processing
Cellular component (GO): plasma membrane
Molecular function (GO): S-adenosylmethionine-dependent methyltransferase activity; metalloendopeptidase activity
Source: RefSeq, a predicted model, not a curated record